CGCGCGCCGCCGCCGCUGCCACCGCGCAGGUAUGCGAGUCCCCCGGUGCCCGUGUCGGCCGCUUCGUGAGAAUGGGGUGGUAUGCGAGGCGGUGACUCGCGAGCCGGGAAAAGAGCUCCGGGGCUGAGCCGCGUCACGGGAUGGCGAGUUGGAGGGUCCUUGUCCUGCUUCUGCCCCGAGGAAGCUGCGGAACUGAAGGAGCCGCCGCCGCCGCCUUUGUAUGGCUGGGAGCACGUGGCUGGCUCAAGAUCCAUCCAGCUGGCUUGGUGUCCCAGGCGGAACUAGAACUCACCGUCUCCUGCUUUCUGAGCUUGAGGCCUAAACCAGACUGGCUCUCUUGUUCCAAACCAAUGCAUGAGAAAUCAGGGCUGAUGCACAGCCUGGACAAGCUGGAAUCCUGGCACAAGGAAAAGAACUUGGAUUCUCCGAAUGGCAGCUUGAAUCUGAACAAUGCUGUAAAGAAUGAAGAACUCAAGAAAUGUCCCCAAGAAGUCACGGCUCCCAAUAAAUACAAUUCUCAGUAUCACAAGUUAUUCAAGGAUAUCCCCACUGAAGAAAGCGUGGUGAAAGUCUGCUCCUGUGCCCUCCAGCGAGACAUCCUUAUCCAAGGCCGCCUCUACAUUUCUCCAAACUGGCUCUGUUUCUACGCCAACCUUUUUGGGAAGGAUAUCAAGGUGGUUAUCCCUGUGGUCUCGGUUCAACUAAUAAAAAAGCACAAAACAGCCCGGUUGUUGCCAAAUGGACUCGCCAUCACCACCAACGCCAGCAGAAAAUAUAUCUUUGUGUCCCUCAUUUCCAGAGACAGUGUCUACGACGUUUUGCGGCGUGUCUGCACCCACUUACAGGUCUCCAGCAAAAAAAGUCUGAGUUUGAAAGAAUUCACCGAAGAACCAGAUGCGGUAGCCUUGGAGGUCAUCGUCCCAGAGGUGAAGUGGAGAAGGAGAUCCACGGCGUCCCUUUCGCUCACCCUCCCAGAUGCUGGCUUCCAGUGUAUCCACCGAACUUCGAUCAGCAACCUCAGCGCUAAAGAGUCCUCCUGCCACUCGGAGGAGCCCCUGGUAUCAGAAAGCACAGUAAACUCCGAGGAGGAAGAGGAGGAGGAGGAAGAAGAAGAGGAGGAGGAGGAAGAGGAAGAGGAGUUAGUAGUGGACCAAAGCUACAAAGCAGAACUGAGACCAGCUGAUUAUCAGCUGUUGAAAAUCUUCAUAGUGUUAAUCUGCCUUUUGGUGUUGUCCUCAUCGUACCUGGCCUUCCGAAUCUUCCGACUGGAGCAGCAACUCUCCUCCUUGAACCAGGAUUACCUUUCCCGAGUAUCUCAAAGGUAA
This is a messenger RNA of Ahaetulla prasina, 1325 nucleotides long. RefSeq names its product GRAM domain containing 2A (gene GRAMD2A). Gene Ontology annotation, molecular function: phosphatidylinositol-4,5-bisphosphate binding. The record is from RefSeq and is a predicted model, not a curated record. The coding region runs from base 141 to 1325 and encodes 394 amino acids. Gene Ontology annotation, cellular component: extrinsic component of cytoplasmic side of plasma membrane; organelle membrane contact site; endoplasmic reticulum membrane. Gene Ontology annotation, biological process: regulation of store-operated calcium entry. NCBI's taxonomy places the organism in Eukaryota, Metazoa, Chordata, Lepidosauria, Squamata, Colubridae. The transcript has 12 exons.